Messenger RNA from Prunus armeniaca (apricot), 1623 nucleotides. Lineage: Eukaryota; Viridiplantae; Streptophyta; Magnoliopsida; Rosales; Rosaceae. The record is from the annotation of a GenBank genome assembly.
AUGGUUUCUUCCGAACGACGGUCGUUUUCGAGCUCGACUGGCUCCACGGCGGCGGCUUCGUCAUCGUCGUCUUCGUCUGGCUCUGCGACGGGCGUUUCGGUGGAUAGGUUUGGCGGCGCGGCGGAUCGGAUGGUGAAGGAGGAGCUCGAGGCGGCGGAGGCGCUCGCGGAUUUGGCGCAUUUGGCGAUGCGGGAGAGUAGCGGCGCUGAAUCCGCGGGGAAUUGGGGGCUGAAAGGGAAGCGGGCCAAGAAGCGAGUCAAGAGCGAGUCUCCUCCGGGUCAUUUGGGUUUGAACCCGGUUGACCCUGUUCCCACCUGUCCGGAUCUUCCUCAGGACCAAGCAGUAACAGGUCUGCGGCAAUGUGAAACGGUUUGCACAAAUGUUGUAACAGGACCGCUGAAGACCGAGCAGGUUCUGAGCAAUGAGAUUGUGAAGGCUGAGCAUGAUGCUGAAGUAACAAAGUUAAGUCCAAUUUGCACUACAAGUUACCCAUCAUUCAGUUGCAGCAAGUCAAGGCGGAAUUUAACUGAGGAGGAGAAGGAAGAGCGGAGAAUACGCAGAAUAUUGGCCAACAGAGAGUCAGCCAGGCAGACAAUUCGUCGGAGGCAGGCUCUGUGUGAGGAGUUAACCAGAAAAGCUGCUGAUCUGGCAUUGGAGAAUGAAAAUUUAAAAAAGAAAAAGGAGUUGGCCUUAAAGGAGUAUCAGUCUUUGGAGAAAACAAAUAAGCACUUGAAAGUUCAGAUGGCUAAGGUGAUAAAGGCAGAGGUGGAGGAAAAGCCAGGUGAAAAUAUGUCAGCCUGUGUGCAGAUGCAGAUACCUCCUUCUUCACCUAGUAAUUCCCCAUUAUUCUUGUUUAACCGUCCACCAUUUACACCAGUUUUUUGGCCUUCUAUCAUUCAGUCUUCAAAUUCCAUUCAGUUGCAACAUGUAUCACAAAAUCCGAUGGCCAUUCCAUCAAACAUCCCUUUGCCAGCUAAUGGUACAGCUGAUUCUUCUCAUGAACAAGAAAACCCCUUGACCAAUAAUGGAACAAGAACUCCUUUAUAUGUAUUUCCGUGCCCUUGGUUCAUCCCUCAUUUUGAUAAUGGGAAUGGACUCCAAUCCCAGUCCUCCUUGUGCCUGAACAAUAAACAAGAAGAAACUUCUUUUAAUAACCAGUACAGUGCUAGUUCAUCUUCAAGAACUGUUGCACAGUUAGACAACCACCAUUGCUCUUUCCCUAUUAGAUUAAAAGCAGAAGCUUCUGGCUCGAUGGAAGCCAGACUUUCAAAUGAUCUUAAUGAAACGCCAGCUCAGUUUCCUCUGGAUGGAGCCGAUCAGCAUACAGGACCUUAUCCUAAGGAAAAUGGUCCUAAGGAGAUAUUCCUUACUCCUGCAUCAGUAAACCAUGAAAGAGUUGCAUCUAGUAUCAAGCAUGAGAAUGCGUUUGAGUCAGAUUACACCGCAACAACUGAAAAAUCUAUUCAUAUGUUCUCUGCCUUGCCAGAGAAGAAUAAUGAACCAAUCAUCUACCCUAACAGGAAACUGGCGGAUGCAAUUGCUGCAGCUGAGGCGAGAAAGAGGAGGAAGAAACUCACAAAGCUAAAGAAUCUUCAAGGCCGGCAGUGUCGGGCGCACUGUUGA